AUGCACUCCCACCUCGCUACCUCCAUCUCCCUCGCCCUCCUCACCCUCCUCCCUACAGCUCUCUCCCACGGCCACCAGGUCCCCAUUUCCGACGACGCCGACUGGGCAACGCGUCAUAUGGCCGAAGAACAUCACAUUGCGAAUCUCGAUCCCUCCGCUUUCUUUACCUUGCACGACUAUGACUCGUCCGGCCAAUGGAGCCCCGACGAGAUCCGACGAACGUACGGGCUAGAUGACGAGAGCGCUAAGGAUGUGCCCCAGGAAAAGAAAACAAGCGUUGUACAAGAGGUUAUAGGGAUGUUUGAUGAAGACGGGGAUGGGGUCAUUAGUAGGGAGGAGUGGAUGGAUGGGUGGGUGAAGAAUGGGAAGAGGUUGCCGGACUUUGGGACUGGACCCGGACAUCAUGGCGAUGACGAGUAUGAGUACGAAAUCCAUCAUUUCGAGAAGUUUCAUGAUGAGAAUACGAGAGAAGAAGACCUCACGCAUCCUGAAGACAUCGCCCAUUUCCGAAAACAUGAUGAGAUGGAUGCUCAGGCAGAGUACCAGGAGCAAAUGGACCGAAUGCCCAUAGUGGAGCAGAACAUACCCCAGAAGUUUCGGCGAAUGCAUCUCUCUUGGACGUUGCGGCUCUCAACCGUAUCAAUUAUCCUUGCCUCCUUCUGCAUACUCUCCAGUGCAACACCUACGUCUUUCACAAUCACCAAAGAUGGGGCCAACCAUGAAAUCAGUGCCAAAGCUGUGCCCGGCCCACUUCGCAACCUUCCAGCACUCCCCCAAACCCAGUCUAUCAGCAACCGCGGCCUCUCUUACGGCUCAUGGGGCAACGGCUGGACCUCCCGCUCCAACACCUACUCCGCUCUCCUCCCCGUCCUCCCCGCCGCGGCCAAGCUCUCCCUCUUUUACACCAAACUCCACCUGCUCUCUUCCUCCUUCCCACCCACUCUCUCAGCCACCACCCCAGCAAUCCUCGACGGUAUACCGGGCCAAAUGGUGCGGUUUCAAUACGGCGGACUUGAAUUGAGUUUCUUCAGCAGGACUACCCUGAUCCCGUGGAGCUUCGUGGCUACGGUGGCGGCGAGGUUGAGGCAGAGUACGGCGAGCGGGUUUACAGGACUGCAUGGGACGGUGUUUGAGCAUAAGGCGGCUGGGCUGGUGGUGUUUGUGACGUUGGUGGCGGCGGGUGUGCCGGUGCCGGGGGUGUUGCCACGCUAG
Messenger RNA from Letharia lupina, 1212 nucleotides. RefSeq lists its product as uncharacterized. The record is from RefSeq and is a predicted model, not a curated record. The transcript is spliced from 6 exons. The coding region runs from base 1 to 1212 and encodes 403 amino acids. Gene Ontology annotation, molecular function: calcium ion binding. NCBI's taxonomy places the organism in Eukaryota, Fungi, Ascomycota, Lecanoromycetes, Lecanorales, Parmeliaceae. Gene Ontology annotation, cellular component: endoplasmic reticulum-Golgi intermediate compartment; extracellular exosome.